AUGGAGGACUCCACCGGCAGUAAUCCCCAAACUCUCAGAUUCACAGAGAAACUGAAGUCUUGGCUCUCUUGGUCAUGGACUUAUGUGUGCUUCAUAUGGUUCGGCAUGGUGCUGAUCAUGUUAUACGUGCUGUGGAGUCCGCUGAAACUGCAGGAAACUCUUACUUCAGCCUCAAUGUUUUUGAAUACACUCACGCCCAAAUUCUAUGUGGCUCUCACUGGAACUUCCUCUCUCAUCUCUGGAUUGAUCCUUAUAUUUGAGUGGUGGUAUUUUCGUAAAUAUGGGACGUCGUUCAUUGAACAAGUGUCCGUGAGUCACCUGCGACCUCUGCUGGGUGGAGUGGAGAGCAGUUCUACGACUGGUCUGUUCUCUUCAGUUAACGGAGAUGCAGAACCUCGACCGAGCGUCUCUGAAUGCAAGGUAUGGAGGAACCCUUUGAAUCUUUUCAGAGGUGCAGAAUACAACAGGUACACCUGGGUCACUGGGAAAGAACCUUUGACUUACUAUGACAUGAAUCUGUCCGCUCAAGAUCAUCAGACAUUCUUCACAGGAGACACUCAGCAGUUAAGACCAGAGGAUGCGGUGAUGCAGAAAGCGUGGAGAGAAAGAAAUCCUCAAGCUAGGAUCAGAGCUGCGUACCAGGCCAUAGAAAUUAACCAUGAAUGUGCUGCUGCAUAUGUACUUUUAGCAGAAGAAGAAGCUACAACCAUCACAGAAGCGGAACGACUCUUUAAAAAAGCAUUAACUAUUGCUGGAAAAGAUAUCAACUUGCUAGUGUACAUCAAACGUAGACUGGCCAUGUGUGCACGCAAGCUGGGACGGAUCAAAGAAGCAGUGAAAAUGAUGAGAGAUUUGAUGAAAGAGUUCCCAUUGUUGGGAAUGUUAAAUAUACAUGAAAACCUCUUGGAAGCACUUCUUGAGCUCCAGGCAUAUGCUGAUGUCCAAGCAGUCCUCGCAAAAUAUGAUGACAUCAGCUUGCCAAAAUCAGCAACUAUAUGUUAUACAUCUGCACUGUUGAAAGCACGGGCUGUUUCAGAUAAGUUCUCUCCAGAAGCAGCUUCCAGGCGGGGUCUAAGCACAGCAGAAAUGAAUGCUGUGGAAGCCAUACACAGAGCUGUUGAGUUCAAUCCACAUGUGCCAAAGUACUUAUUAGAGAUGAAGAGUCUGAUCCUGCCUCCAGAGCACAUCUUGAAGAGGGGUGACAGUGAGGCAGUAGCAUACGCUUUCUUCCACCUGCAGCACUGGAAGAGAGCAGAAGGAGCCUUAAACCUACUACACUGCACCUGGGAGGGCACCUUUCGGAUAAUUCCUUACCCACUGGAGAAGGGUCACUUGUUUUAUCCCUACCCAGGAUGCACAGAAACAGCAGAUAGGGAACUACUGCCCUCGUUCCACGAGGUGUCUGUAUACCCAAAGAAAGAGCUUCCCUUCUUCAUACUCUUCACAGCGGGCCUUUGCUCUUUCACUGCCAUGCUGGCCAUGCUCACACAUCAGUUCCCUGAGCUCAUGGGUGUUUUUGCCAAAGCAUUCUUCAGCACACUCUUUGCACCACUGGGCUUCUUCGCAGACAAGAUGGAAAACUUCAUGCCGUCCAGUUUUUGGCACCAGCUGACUCGGAUCUGACCCCCGUCUCUGUCUCUUAACACGCACAAACACACACGAAAACACACGCACACACAAACACGACGCAAACACUCAUAAACACCAACACAACUCCAGUUUCUGGGACAAAAAGCGCCAUAGUCUCCUGUCUUCAGCAUGGCUGUCCACUUGCUGCAUUGUUAUUGAUUAUGUUGGCUGAGGUUGUAUCAACACAGCAAUAGCACUCCUCAGAUGCUCUCCCACACUGUUCCAGCUGCCAGAGUUUUUCCAAGAACACAUUUGGUGAAUACUGGCCAACUACUUCACAGGGUCAUUCACUUGUCGCCAUGUUAGCAUGGCAAAAAUUUGAAAGAAGAAAUACAGUUUACACGAGCCAGACUGUAAAAAUUGGAGGGUUGCUCUUUGUUUGAUCACAAAAAAAACUGUAAACAUUGCAACCUGCAAUGCUUUUACUGAUCUUUUCAGUACUCUCAACUGAUUUCAUACAAUAUGUUCAGGUGCAGCUUUGCCGUUUCUCUCUUGUCGAGUCAAAAACGUAUUUAUAUCUUUCAGUCUGUUAUCCAUCAGGGCCCCUUUAGAUUUAAUUCAGAUUUAAGAGUCCGAGACUUCAUGAAAGAGGAAGUUUGAUUUACAGCCUCUAGAUGGAUGCAGUAUAUAUAUAACACAUCUGCAGUGCAGCAGUUGUUACCAGAACCGGAAACGUUGCCUCGUUCCACUGACAUUCACUCAUCUCUGUUUUACAAAAAAAGCUGACAUUUCCAUGACGAAUGCAGAUACUGUAAGAGCUUUCCAAAACAAUUACACAUUUAAAUGUCAUAGUUUUUUUUUUUUUUAUUCUGUCCCAGUCAGUGAGAAGUGGUGUAAUAGCAUCUAAUGUUUAAAAUGCAUGACUAAUUAAACUAUAACACCACCCAUUCCCGAUAGAUGUGCCGUAAUAUUGUGAUGUCACCUCAUCCCAACAAUUAAUUACAUGACGAGUUUUAUAGCAUUUAUAUCCAGUGAAAUUUACUUUUACAGAUUGUGAUUUUUGAAAGUUGUUACAUUAUCAGAGACCAGAACAAUCUUAAGCUCAUGUGUCUGGGUAUUCAGAGUAUUAAUACCUUUUUUGCUCAAAAAAAGCAAAUAAAAUGUGACAAUAUAAAAAUGACACUUUAGUACAUCACAUUACUAAAUAACUGCAGUGCUGCUAACUGCAUAUCUAAUUGACUUUGAUUCUAGCUGCAGUGUUCAUGUGAAGUUUAGUUACAGGUCUACUCAGUUUGAUUAAAGAUGCACUAUUAAACAGUAUCAGCAUCAUUUUUGGAUUGAAAUAGAUACAAUUUAAAGAAAAAAAAGGGAAACAGGUUUGAGAUUAGGUCAUUGUCUUCUCGUACUGUGCCAGUUAUUUCAGUCUCAUGGAUGAUGUCAGUUACAUGGAUCUUCUCAAAAAUACAAGAAGUACUUGUUUUUUUUUUAUUCCACUCUGGCUUGUUGAAAUUACAAUAAAAUAACAAUGUCUAGCUGUGGUGUGCUGAGGACAGGAGAACAUAUAUGAACAGCGCUGACUGCCUUUGGAGGGGUCUGACAGCUAAAUGUACAAUAAAAUGCUCUUUCAGUGCA
Cololabis saira (Pacific saury) is the source of this 3201-nucleotide messenger RNA. RefSeq names its product suppression of tumorigenicity 7 like (gene st7l). Gene Ontology annotation, molecular function: protein binding. The coding region runs from base 1 to 1623 and encodes 540 amino acids. The record is from RefSeq and is a predicted model, not a curated record. Lineage: Eukaryota; Metazoa; Chordata; Actinopteri; Beloniformes; Belonidae. The transcript is spliced from 15 exons.